Messenger RNA from Epinephelus lanceolatus (giant grouper), 3195 nucleotides. It is a transcript of the gene marchf5, whose product is annotated as membrane-associated ring finger (C3HC4) 5. Gene Ontology annotation, molecular function: zinc ion binding. Lineage: Eukaryota; Metazoa; Chordata; Actinopteri; Perciformes; Serranidae. The record is from RefSeq and is a predicted model, not a curated record.
CUCAGAGACGGCAGUUAAUGGAGUCAAGCGGUUACGCCAAUGCGAUAAUAUUAGUGACAAACGAGGCCGUAGCCGAUGCAAAGAGGAUUUUUACCUGAAAUAUUGCAGCGGUCGCAGAUAGAUGCUGUCUACAUUGCCAUGACGGCGAAGGAGUAGUUUUAUGUUAGAUAAUUGGCUCGUUUGCAGCUGACGCGCAGUAUCAACACAAAGGCCUAUGUAGCUAGUUAGCGUUAGUUUUUCAGCUAGCUAGCAAGUGCUGUAACGCCAGCCUCAGCUGCAGCAAAUUACCAGGCGUGCCAUUUUAAUGUUUUAACUGUAACACAGUUUGUCUGCUCUACUAACAAGACACCAUUGAGUAUUUUUUCCCUUGUUUUCUUCAAAAAUGGCGGAACAGGGUGCAGUGGUCAUGCAGCAGAAUUUGGACAGGAGCUGCUGGGUAUGCUUCGCCACAGAUGAGGACGACCGCACGGCAGAGUGGGUGCGUCCAUGUCGUUGCCGUGGCUCCACCAAGUGGGUUCACCAGGCCUGCCUGCAGCGCUGGGUGGACGAGAAGCAGCGGGGCAACAGCACAGCACGCGUGGCCUGCCCACAGUGCAAUGCAGAAUACCUCAUCGUCUUUCCCAAACUGGGUCCUGUGGUUUACGUGCUGGACCUGGCUGACCGGCUCAUCUCUAAGGCCGGACCAUUCGCUGCAGCUGGCAUCAUGGUGGGCUCCAUCUACUGGACUGCUGUCACCUACGGAGCUGUCACUGUCAUGCAGGUGGUGGGCCAUAAGGAGGGCCUGGACGUUAUGGAGCGGGCCGACCCUCUGUUCCUGCUCAUUGGCCUGCCCACCAUCCCUGUCAUGCUGAUCCUCGGCAAGAUGAUCCGCUGGGAGGACUACGUCCUGCGUCUGUGGAGAAAGUACUCUAACAAACUGCAGAUCCUCAACAGCAUCUUCCCAGGGAUUGGCUGCCCAGUUCCUCGUAUCCCAGCAGAGGCCAGCCCCCUGGCAGACAACGUGUCGGCCACACGGAUUCUCUGUGGCGCUCUGGUGUUCCCCACCAUCGCCACCAUUGUGGGGAAACUCAUGUUCAGCAGCGUCAACUCCAACCUGCAGAGGACCAUCCUGGGAGGCAUCGCCUUUGUGGCCAUCAAGGGGGCGUUUAAGGUGUACUUCAAACAGCAGCAGUACCUGAGGCAAGCCCACCGCAAGAUCCUCAACUUCCCCGAACAGGAGGAAGCCUGAGGAGGCCCCUCAGUCCAGAUGGAUGACAGCCGGACACACCGCACACUUCUGCCAGAGGGGGUGAGGACAUACGAACUGUCAGACUGAGAGCAGGAAGUGCUGGUGAAACAGACUUAGGAUCAGUGUCACCCUUACCACCUACUCCUCCUUAGACCUCACCCCUUCUGGAGUGAUUCAUCGCACCGUCGCUGACAUUCAUGCAAGGAUCCUCCACCGCCGCCACCACCACACAUUGUUUUUAAACCUCUGACGCUUCAGUAAGGUGAAGACGGAUGAGACUUGUGGAUACAGACUGGAGCAUGUUCUCAGUCAGGGUGCAGUUACACACAUUAACACACAGAUCAAGGACUGUGCGACUGUAGGGUGGAUGUGCUUUAUCAAUCACGUAACUAAUACUUAUUGUAAACUUACUGUAUUUUAAAGAUUAAAAAAUGCGGGGCAUGUGUAAUUAGAAAGUUUUAUAAUAUAAUAAUAAAUGACUGUUUUAUAAUGUUUAUUUUGCAGAUUUGAACCCCCUUUGCCAAUGUUAGGGGUUUAUUUUGUGUGAGAAAUUUUGGUCACUGUGCAGAUGUAUUAAUGAUAAAACAAUAAAAUGUGUUGUGAAUCAAUAUGCAGUACGUUAACUACAACCAGGAAACAUUAAGAGAAAAAUGUCACUCUAAGGAGGACCUAACACACUGACCAUAUAUAGAAACUUUUAGACCCUGAGUUAUUUGGGGAGUGUUUAAUUUUUUCAUUAACAUGCCUUGGCAGUGUUUACGCUGAUUGUUUGUCGCUUUAGCUCCAUUUCACAAAAUGCUCGUAUGUGAUGUGUUUCAAAGCCUCAUCACCCGGCACAGCACCCCAGGUUUGGUCGAUCCUGUUGCCAUGACAUUGGAUGGAUAUUAUGGAUGCUCAUGGUUCUCUCUGAGCUUGUCACAGUGACGGGAUGUCGGACUGGAAAGCAUCUGAAAGCUUCAGGCGACUCGUGACGUUUGACGCAGCACUUUUUACUUGGAGAAAUGAAACUUUGCUGACUGACAAUACAGUGUGGACUUUUAUUUAAGCUGCCACUUUUUUUUUUUUCCUCCCCCCAACAUGUGAUGAUCAGUCUGUUGUGUGUGUCUGUUGCCCGAGUGUGAACUGUAGCUCAGGUCAGACUGCGGUUCGGGGGUAAUUACCAUGCAGACAUAAAUGAAACUUGGACACUGGUAAUUGAAAAUGAGUCACUGGGGUGGUUGACAUUUUGGCAGGACUCUUGGGAAAAUUAAAGGGCCACUACAACCAAAAGACAAGUCAUAUUUUCUCACUUACUACAAGCAGUAUCCAACAAUGCAGAUGGUUUUGGAUCUAUUUGCCCAGGGUUUUUUCAUCCCUGCUUACACCUCAGUUGCUUUUACAUAUAUAAAAAUGUUUAUUUGUAAUUUGGAACAUUUGGCAGAAAAUAAAUGUUUCGCAGCAAGAUCUUUGGUACCUCCACCCAGAAAUGGGGACCAUUUUUCAAAAGACCCAUUUCUGUUAUUAAAUGCUGCUCCUACAAAAUAAGAGUGCAUUGGGGUUGCAAUGGAAAUCUGAAAGCCUGGGCAAAUUAAGUUCUGUUCUGCUAGUGAGCAUAACACUACGUUAUAGUAAAUUAUUUUGAAACACUGGGAGCAUGAUGUGAUCAACAGUUUCAUUUUAUAUGGCACUAAGUUGAGAACUAAGCCCUAAGUUGCUAUUUCCUGCUCCUCACAAGAGCCAGGAAACAUCAGUAUGACGGUGAAACGGCGUGACGUACAGCCGACUACUUGGAAUAUUUAACCUGCACAUAUAAACUGUGCCUGCUUUACACGUGUCCUCCCUACAACCCGCACACCACAGCUUCCCCACCCGGUACAUUCACUGUCAAGUCUCCACUCUGCCAAAAGAGAUGUAUGAAGUCUGUGUUGUACGGAUGUUGACUUUAGAGUUCUAUGGUAUCAGUUCUGUGAAUAAAUGUAUUUUUCCAA